Messenger RNA from Manihot esculenta (cassava), 3940 nucleotides. Its product is annotated as probable ATP-dependent DNA helicase CHR12. Bases 211 to 3564 code for a protein of 1117 amino acids. NCBI's taxonomy places the organism in Eukaryota, Viridiplantae, Streptophyta, Magnoliopsida, Malpighiales, Euphorbiaceae. Gene Ontology annotation, biological process: positive regulation of transcription by RNA polymerase II. Gene Ontology annotation, molecular function: DNA binding; ATP-dependent chromatin remodeler activity; ATP binding. The record is from RefSeq and is a predicted model, not a curated record. Gene Ontology annotation, cellular component: nucleus. The transcript is spliced from 12 exons.
UAACACCCCACCGUAAUUCCACUCAUUCUGCGUUUUGGUUUUGUGGUAUAAGCGAGAGAAGAGAGAGAAAAACGCCGAAGAGAAGGUUUUUCCCAAAGCGAAAGAUAGAAGCGAAUUAGGGAGCCAGCGAAAGUAGUCUAUGUUUUAUAUCCUUUAAUCCUAUUCAUAACUAAUCCCAUUUAAAAAACGACCGUUGAAAUCAUUCCCGCCAUGGUCGACCUCCACCCGCAUCAGCUCCGCCAGGAGCCACAACCCUCUUCAGACCACUUAGAGAAGACAAAGUCUCUGAUAUGUGCCCUUAACCUCGUCUCUCGUGACCUCCCUCUUCCUCCUGACCUCUUCAACACCGUCUACUCCAUCUACUCCAGUGCUCAAAGUGACGAUGAUGGUACUCUCGACGGUGCGGCCCACGAUGGGAACGAACUGCAAGAGGACCUGGGGAUUCCUACGGGCGGAGACUUGAUGACUGACCUUGAGGAUGCACUAUUAAAGCAAAGGCCUAAUUGCACGUCAGGUUUUGUAUUGGGGGAAUCAAGGGAAAAGCGAUAUCAAGGUCAUAUUCUGCAUCGGGUACAUGAACUUGAAGAACUGCCUUCAACCAGAGGCGAGGACCUGCAGACCAAGUGCUUACUUGAACUUUAUGGACUAAAGCUAGCAGAGUUGCAGAGGAAAGUACGGUCUGAAGUGAGUUCAGAGUAUUGGCUUUACUUGAAUUGUGCAUCUUCUGAUAAACAGUUAUUUGACUGGGGUAUGAUGACAUUGCGCCGUCCAUUAUAUGGCGUAGGAGAUGCAUUUGCCACAGAAGCUGAUGAUCAAUUCAGGAAGAAACGGGAUGCGGAGAGGCUUUCGAGGUUAGAAGAAGAAGAAAGGAACCAAAUAGAGACUAGAAAGAGAAAAUUUUUUGCUGAAAUACUUAAUGCAGUUCGAGAGUUCCAAUUGCAAGUUCAGGCUGCUCUUAAGCGCAGGAAGCAAAGGAAUGAUGGGAUCCAGGCAUGGCAUGGAAGGCAAAGGCAGCGUGCUACUCGAGCUGAAAAACUGAGGUUCCAAGCCCUGAAGGCGGAUGAUCAAGAAGCUUAUAUGAGAUUAGUAAAGGAGAGCAAGAAUGAGAGACUUACAAUGCUUCUUGAAGAGACGAAUAAACUCCUUGUUAAUUUGGGUGCUGCAGUUCAGCGUCAAAAAGAUGUAAAACAUUCAGAUGGCAUUGAAUCCUUAGAAGAGUCAGAAGCUGAUUCUGAGUUGGAUCCUUCAAGAAAUGAAAGCCCAGGGGAGACACCUGAGGAAGAUGCAGACAUCAUUGAUUCUGAUCACAAUGAUGAUACUGGCGAUUUACUUGAAGGUCAGCGGCAGUAUAACUCAGCCAUUCAUUCAAUUCAGGAGAAGGUAACAGAGCAGCCAUCCAUUCUUCAGGGUGGACAAUUAAGAUCAUACCAGUUAGAAGGGCUUCAAUGGAUGCUUUCUUUGUUCAACAACAAUUUAAAUGGAAUUUUAGCCGACGAAAUGGGAUUGGGCAAGACAAUACAAACUAUUUCAUUGAUUGCUUAUCUGAAGGAGAAAAAAGGUGUCUGUGGACCACACUUGAUAGUGGCUCCAAAGGCUGUACUACCCAAUUGGAUCAAUGAAUUCUCAACCUGGGUUCCUGAGAAUGAGAUUAAAGCUAUUCUUUAUGAUGGGCGUCUAGAUGAGAGAAAGGCAUUAAGAGAACAGUUGUCAAGAGAUGGAAACUUUGAUGUGUUGAUCACACACUAUGAUCUAAUCAUGAGAGAUAAAGCAUUUUUGAAAAAAAUACACUGGCUCUACAUGAUCGUUGAUGAAGGGCAUCGAUUAAAGAAUCAUGAGUGUGCUCUUGCACGAACUCUUGUCACCGGGUACCAGAUUCAACGUAGACUUCUACUAACUGGAACUCCAAUACAGAAUAGCUUACAAGAAUUAUGGUCCCUGCUUAAUUUUCUCCUCCCACAUAUCUUUAAUUCAGUUCAGAACUUUGAGGAGUGGUUCAAUGCUCCUUUCGCUGAUAGGGGUGAUGUUACUCUUACUGAUGAGGAGCAGCUGUUGAUCAUUCGACGCUUGCAUCAUGUUAUUAGGCCAUUUAUAUUGAGGAGGAAAAAAGAUGAGGUGGAGAAAUACCUUCCUGGGAAGUCCCAGGUUAUCCUGAAAUGUGAUAUGUCAGCAUGGCAGAAAGUAUAUUACCAACAAGUUACAGAGAUGGGCAGAGUUGGCUUACAUACUGGCUCUGGGAAAUCAAAAAGUCUACAGAAUUUGUCCAUGCAGCUCAGAAAGUGCUGUAACCACCCAUACCUUUUUGUUGGAGAAUAUAAUAUGUGGCGGAGAGAAGAAAUCAUAAGAGCUUCUGGAAAAUUCGAACUACUUGAUCGAUUACUUCCAAAACUCCGAGCAACAGAUCACAGAGUGCUGCUUUUCUCACAAAUGACCCGUCUUAUGGACAUUCUUGAAAUUUAUUUGCAACUAAAUGAUUAUAAGUAUCUUCGACUUGAUGGCUCAACAAAAACAGAGGAAAGAGGAACUUUACUAAAGCAGUUCAAUGCUCCAGAUUCACCUUAUUUCAUGUUUCUCUUGAGUACUCGUGCUGGAGGACUUGGUUUGAAUUUACAAACAGCUGAUACUGUAAUAAUAUUUGAUAGUGAUUGGAAUCCUCAAAUGGACCAACAAGCAGAGGAUCGUGCACAUCGUAUUGGGCAAAAGAAGGAAGUUAGGGUCUUUGUGUUGGUUAGUGUUGGAUCAAUAGAAGAGGUUAUUUUAGAGCGUGCAAAACAGAAGAUGGGAAUCGAUGCCAAAGUUAUCCAGGCAGGACUUUUUAACACAACAUCCACAGCUCAGGACAGACGAGAUAUGUUAGAGGAGAUAAUGCGUAGAGGAACAAGUUCACUUGGAACAGAUGUGCCAAGUGAGAGAGAAAUUAACCGACUUGCAGCCCGAUCCCCAGAAGAAUUUCGGAUUUUUGAGGAGAUGGAUAAGGAGAGAAGGCAAAAUGAGAACUAUAGAUCUCGUCUCAUGGAAGAGCACGAGGUACCUGAAUGGGCAUAUUCCCACCCUGACAAGGAAGACAAAGCCAAAAGAUUUGACCAGAAUAAUACUGCUGUCUUGGGAAAGCGGAGAAGGAAAGAAGUCACAUAUGCUGAUACAUUAAGUGAUUUACAAUGGAUGAAGGCUGUAGAGAGUGGACAGGACAUAUCGAAGCUGUCAACCAAAGGAAGAAGACGCGAACAUCUUCCAUCUGAGGGUAAUGAAUCAGCUAGUAAUAGUACUGGAACAGAAAAAAAGGCUCUCGAUUUGAGGAAUGAGAUCAUUCCUACGGCAAGUGAAGGAACGAGUGAAGAUACUUGUUCAACCCCGAAGAGAUUCAAGCCUGAUGGAGGAAUUCAUGGAAAACCUGAAUAUCAAGGUGAAGAGAAGUCUGAACAUCAAGGAACCAUAGGAAACAGUUGGAGCGGGCAUGUACUUACAUGGAAUGCUCAUAAGAAGAAGAGAUCUAGCUAUAUCAUCCAGAGUUCGUCCUCUGAUUCCAGAGGGCAGAAUUCCAAUGGAAGAGGAAAUGGUUGGGUCUAAUUUAACCUUUCAAAGUGACGAUGGAAUUCUGCAAUUCCCUUAGCCUUUUUACCUUUUGUUGCUGAGCUUGAAUGGAGUCGUCAACGUUGGCCUUUGAAGUCGCCUCUCUAACUGCUUGCUUGUUGAUCAUGCACAAUUUCUCUCUUUUCUGGCAUCUGCAACUUGGCUUGCGCAAAUCAGCAACCAAUGUAACAUUAACCCAAUUUAUGAAAGGUGCCGCUUCUCAUCUCCACUGGCUUCCGACAGGGACUGCUCCGGAUUGGAUGAGGAUUGCAAAGCUGUGGCCUCUUCUAUUUAAUGGGUUACUUGUAAUAUUACGUAUAAGGAAGAAUGUUAUGCUUCCCUCCUAAUCUGUGAAAUGUACCUUUCAUUUUUA